ACAAACCGACUCACGUAAAUGAGACUUGGUGAUACCAUACUGGUUAUUUCAGUGUGCGAAGACGGGAGGCACGGCAGCGGUUGUACGUCAGCAUGUGGUCACUGUAAGAGCGGCACAAUAUGUGACAAAUCUAACGGGACCUGCGGGAGUGGAUGUAAUGGAGGGUAUUCAGGUGCACGUUGUGAGCAGUGUCCGGCAACUUCAGGAUACUCAAACCAGGUAGUGCCAGUUGCAGCAACACUUGGGACACUUCUCGUCUUGGCUCUCAUCGCUCUGCUGACAUCUAUCAUUUACAUUAGAAGACUGAAGAAUCAACUGGGUGUCUUACAAAAGAAACAAGAAGAUAACUACAUAUCUCUAGACGAGAGGACCAAUGAUCCAGUUGUGGAGAACACAUAUGAACAAAUUAAUAAUUCCACUCCUUAUGUCAAUAUGGGGGAAGAUCAUCAGGGCCGCAUUUAAAGUAAUCAAAAACAGUUUUGUAAAGCGACCUGUCUAGAUCGACAUUGCUAUAGGUUCUUGUUACACGAGUAUAUGAACAGACAUUUCUGAAUGUGGAACCACGUGAGAAUCUCACGUAAGGCUACUAAUUACUAAACAACUCGAGCCACAUAUAUUCUGUUGUUAAGAACUGUGAUCAUAUUAGUUGCACGGUGUUUUGAAAGGAUGUACGGGACUGUAAGA
Molecule: messenger RNA, 684 nt
Organism: Haliotis rubra (blacklip abalone)
Lineage: Eukaryota; Metazoa; Mollusca; Gastropoda; Lepetellida; Haliotidae
Product: multiple epidermal growth factor-like domains protein 10
Exons: 3
Coding region: 19-462 (147 amino acids)
Source: RefSeq, a predicted model, not a curated record